AAUAUAGUCAGUUUUGGUUACAGAAUCUAAAAUUUUACAUGAGCCAACAUUACUAAAAGAGAAACGUUUUAUGAAAAUAUAAAGUUGAUAUCUCUAAAAUUAGUUACUACAGAAUAACUAAUUGAUCAAACUAAGUCAAAAUGUCAAGCUUUCUUCGCGGCAAAGCCCUAUCGCGAGUGCUGCAAAUUCUGCUCCUCGGGUGUUUGUUGAAAGUAACUUCUGUUGUGGCUGACCAUGAUCAUGAGAGAUGCAGUGAUGACUGGUACUGCCUAUGGGUGCAGGAAAAUCAAGACAGCUCAGUGGGGUCGAUGUGUUGUAAUGACAACUACUGCCACGACAAUUGCGCAGUGGAUGUCUUCGUAUUCGUCCUGUUCGUGUUCAUCCUUCCCUGCCUAUGCUGCGCUAUUUGCGCAGGCACCAUUGCUCUCAUCAUCUAUUGCGUCAAUAAAAACGGCCAACAGGCUGGAGUUGUUCACUAUCAAUCAGGGGGAAACGGGACAAUGUCAGUGUAUCCACAAUAUGGCACCGCCUACCCCCCGUACCCAUCCCAAGCGUACGCACAGCCCCCUGCCCUACCCGCAUACAGUCAGACUGUGACUAUGACUCCCCAGGAGCAACCGUCGACGGUGGAACCGGAACCAUCCGCAUCAAACGACACCAGGCCUCAGGCGCCGCCACCCAGUUUCAAACAACAACAGGCCUCCUAUGGAUUUGUAGGAAGUGAAUAGAGCUAGUUGGGAAGAAUAUCAAAAGUAACAACAAAAUCUAAAAGUAACUCGAAAACACUAUUGUUCUGAGAGCACCGAGAGAACUAACAUUCUGUAAAAUAGAUACAAAUUCAAAAGAUAGUGUGCAUGCGUGACUCAAUUGAUUUUUCAAGACUUUGUUGAAAAUUAAUGUUUUUAUCAUCCAUUUAAUCCCGGUUGUCAUUGGGUUUCACAUGCAUAUUCCAUAAACCAGUCAUACAAGAAACUUGAUAUAUACUGAAAGGCUUUAACUUGCUUUUUUACAUUGAUCUUGCUGUAAACUGAAUAUUACCUAAUUUAAAAAACUAAGAAGCCCAAUUUAUAGAUAUUAAACUUCCCAAAAG
Molecule: messenger RNA, 1090 nt
Organism: Symsagittifera roscoffensis
Lineage: Eukaryota; Metazoa; Xenacoelomorpha; Acoela; Convolutidae
Exons: 4
Coding region: 141-728 (195 amino acids)
Source: RefSeq, a predicted model, not a curated record